AUGUCAUUAAAAGAUACAGAUCCAAGAAGUUAUAUAAAAGCAAUACUUGACCAGGUGACGGUAACAUUCGCGUCGAGCUCCAAGUGCCAGUGCGAGGCGGGGCUGGAGGAGUGGGCUCCGCUCGCCCGCGCGGACGCGCAGCAGCCGGGCCGUCCGCGCCGCGCCUACGAGCGCGGACACUCGCCACCGCGGUCCGAUAGCUCAGGAUAUGGCACAGGUGGUUCGUGUCGAUCGGGUCGUCGGUCGCCGCAGACGUCUCCUGCGCCUGAGGCAGCAUUACGCCGCCGCUCGCACGACGACGCCGCGUCUCCGCGACAUGCGAGGCACAAGCGUGCCUCGGCCAACACAUCUUCGCUUACUGAGGAUCUCAUCCGAAUGAUGGACGCGGAGCUAGGCGAAGGGAGGUCUUCAGCGAGUGGGACGGGGGGCGGAGGCCCGGCGAGUGGGGCGGGGGGCGCGGCGCCGCUGCCGCUGCCCGACGCCGCCGCACUGGACUGGGCGGCGCUAGUGCAUACUGCCACCCGAGCUAUGCUACAGAUAUGUGAAGAGCAUCAAUACCCAUCGAUGGACAACACCGAUCCCUCAUUAGAAACUUUAGCGAACGAAACCGCCAACGAUUCCUGGAAUGACGUCUCUGUCGUAUCUGAAACAGUCCCCGCUACAUUAACAACAAGCGUUUCUACAACGUCGCCUACUGGGGCUAACGUGGCCAACAGUACAGCGAAUACGGCGAGCGCGGCCAACUGCGCGUGCGGCCUCGCGUCGCGCGUCGCCGCGCUCGAGACCGACGCCGCCGCCUCGCAGCGACACAGGCAUCAGCUGGAGGAAGAGGUGCGUCGGCUGAGGCGACACAACGCACGUUUGCGCGAGGAGUCGGCGCGGGCGGUGUGGCAGCUGCGACACUUCACGCAGUGGCUCAAGCGGACCGUCGACCGACAGUGACCCACCACCCUACAUCAAAACAUCACUCGUUAAAGGCCUUUCCCAAUACUCUAUCUGUUUUUCUUUUGCUUACUGAAUAUAGGAUUUGACAUAACUUUUAUUGGAGUUAAUGUUAAAAUAAUAUCUGUAGUAAGCUAUACAACAGAUAGGUAUUGGGAAUGGCCGUAAAUUCAGCUCUAUUCAACUUAGUGUGGAUUUCUAUAACAUCCGUUGUUUUGCAGUUAUAGAUUGAAAUAGGAUCUCUAAUCGCAGUUCGUUGUAUAGAUAGGUAAUAGAAAUCUACAAUUAGCCAUUCGAAAAUAGCGAUUUUGUAGGAGAAAUCAUUCGUUCAGAUAAAGGAUGUACCUGUAUGCAAAAUCAUACUCUUUCAAAAGUGAGUAUAAUGUGGAUGGAGCUAAAUAAGUGAUCUUAGUCCCUAGCCUAACAUGAACAUGUUACAAUUUGACACGAGCAAUAGUUUAAACAGCUCAUAAACCUAUUAGGUAAGAAACAUGUGAUGAAAGUAUUAAAAUGAUUAUAUUUAAUUGGAUUUAAAGCGAAAUUAUGAUAUCUGAGAUUUGUAGAAGUAAUGGAAAAAUCUAUUGAUAUAACUCAAAGAUUCUGCAAAUAAAAAGAAACCUGCAACUGAUUUGAACUCUUAUUUACUAGACUCUAGACAAUGUUGUUUGUUGAACAUUUUGAAUAUAAAAAAAUAUAUUCUUUUGUUCCUAUCUUCAAUUGUAUCAAAAGUUUAUAAGAACUUGUACUGCGUCAAUUAUACACACCGCGAUAACAAUCAAUAUUUUGAAAUGGACUUUCCAGUUACGAUAAUUACAAUUAUGUACUAGAACUAUACAAUUUGUCAAUUGCAGGUUUAUCUUAUCAUCUGGCUCAUAAAUUGUACUGGAUUUAAAGUGUUAUCAUAACCUUAUCAAGUAUCCAAAUCUAUUUAAACCGAAUCAAUAAAUUAUUAUGACCUAUAUGAAAAUCACAUCUUUAGCUUUGGAUUUAUGGUAGUGUUGUAGACUAACGAUUGUUAAAGAAAUUGAAAAAAAAAAAAAAACAAAGUUCAAUUAUAAAAUAAUUCUUAUGAAAUAUGCCUAUUUAAGUAAAUAGUAUAACAAUGACAAUGUUAUAACAUGCGCUGUCUUAUGAAUUUCGUGCCUUUUCUGUGCUUCUUGUGAAGCGUUUGUUUUGGCGUAAUUUUUACGUAUAUGUUGGUACUAGUAUAUAUUCGUAGAUUAAUUUGUUAUUACCUAUAUAUUAUGCUAUUAAUGGUUGACGUUAUUGUCUCAAUAAAAUUGACGUAUUUAGAUACGAUUGUUAUAAGUCUCGUUUUAGUAUAACUAUCUGAAUAAAUCAGACGGUUAUCAGAACGUGUUAAGGGUAAUAUAUAUUAUUUAUUAUGUGUUUAUCGAAUACUAUAUUGAUACUACGUAGGCUUUAAUUUAUUUAUCAAUUACAGUUAUCUAGAUUACUGUUUCGAGAUUACGGUUAGUUAUUAUGAGAACCGAAGUUGUAAGUGAACACCAAUUAGGAUAAGACUAUGUGAUCAAUCAAAUAAAUAGUGCGCCUAAUACGUAUAAGUCGAGGCGAUGUUUGCCCUUUGGUAAUUACGCCAAGGAUUAAAGUAUAUCGAGCCACUAUCACAUUGGAUUAUGAUUGAUCUUGUGACGUAAGUUUAUAUAAUUGUUUAGCAUGUAAUCUUAAUUGUAAACAGACUUGAAACCUGCCAAAUAUUAAUACAAUAAGAGAAAAAUGCGUUAGCACAAAUAGUACUCGUUUAAAAAAUAAUUAAACAUAAUGCAUAGAUUGUUUACUCAAGUUGAACAUAGUUCAUAGUAAAUACAUGACAUGAAAUUGUUAUAACUCUGUUUGUGGUAAUUUAUUUAACUUUUUUGCAGCUAUAUACUCAAGCGCAUAUGUAAUCCCGACGUUAAUUAACACACAGACAUGCAAAUGGGUAAAAUCAGAUAGUUUUAAAUAAUGUUUGUCUUCGUUGUACUUUGUUUGUGUAAAUAUGAGUCUCAUUAAUUAGAUGUAAUCACCAACAAAGCUUUAUUAGUUUAGAUAAUCGUAGGCGUUAAUUUUAUUAAGAACGGGAGAGACUUAAUAGAAUAUUUUGAGCCUUUAUUCCCUUAUUAUUUUGGUAAAUUACGUAUUGUAUCUCUCGAUAGAAUGGUUUGGCCGCUACUGAUAUACAGUGUUAAUCACCAGUGGAGUUACCUUCUACCAUGUGUAUGCUACUUUUACUUAUUAAUUCAGAAAUAGCAUACUGCCUUAUCCAUGUGUGUACUAGAAUUAUAACAAAGGAUACAUAAAAGAAAUGUAGGUGCACUUGUAUUAGUCUUCCGCGUAUUAUCGAUCACAAUAAUACUUGUUAUAGUUACAAUCUGAAUUUAUAUUGUAUAACAAACAAAUUGUUGUCAUUUAUUAACAAUCUGCAUCGUUUACAUGAAAAUAUUAAGCAUAACUCAUAUUUUAACUUCAAUACCAUUCUAAACGCUUGUCAAAAUCUUACGUUAUGGACAGAGAGGUGUUACUGAUAAACAAAAAUCGUUGAUUUUUAUUCCUGGUAUGAGCAUAUAAUACAUCGAGUCUAUAUUAAUCCUCUCUCUACUGCGUAGCUAAUCGGCUAAUUAGCACUAACUCACAGUUUUAAGUCGGCCAUACUGAUUUUGGUAUUAUUCAUGAAACACUUACUAAUAAUAUAAAAGUUCGCUUAACAUUAUUUUCUAUAAGUUACUACUUUCUAUCUUAGGUACUUACUGGAUUAAUACUGCUUUACAAAGUUUGUAAACUUGUCAAAUACUCUUCGUCAAUUAUUCGUAUUCCUGGCUGUAUUUUAGUCUGUGGUUCAACGUAGUUACAUAUUUGAGUUUUGAUACUACUUUUUUGUACGUACGUAGCCCGUAACGUAUUAUAAUAUUAACGUUUUAUAUAAGACAGACGAUAAAGCUAUAACUAGUAACUGGUAUCAGGGAAAGCAAAGUUUACUGUUGUAUCAACUUUCAGAUUGCAAUUAACUAAAAGAUUUUUUUACUCAUUGUGCUGCUAUGAUACCAUUUACUAAAGCUAUACAAUAUGUACCUAUGUAGGUAGACAGUGUUCGAAGUAUGGAUUUUAUAUAAGUUUUUCCCACCACUCAUGUUUAAGGUAUAACUAAGUUAUUAUUUCUUUAGUCCUCUCAUAGAGAAUUGAACAGAUUUGUGACAAAAUGAUGCUGUUAAAGAAUUCUACCUUAUAAAAUUACAAUAUUUCUUAAGUAAUUCAUGAAUAUUUUUUCGACACUUUGUUAAAUUUCAAUUUUACAAAUUCUAAGCAAUUCUCUAUGUGAUGAUGCUAAAUAAUUAUUUGAAUAAGUAUGUAACCAAAGCGAUUACAUUUAACCUCCAUUUUUUUGAAAUUUGGAUUGUUUCCUCGUAACAGCUUAAAGGUUCAAUUGUUUAGAGAUAUAAUUUCCCUUACAUAAUUUGUACGUAUUCUAAAGGACAUUCCAAUAAAACCUAUAUACCA
Helicoverpa zea (corn earworm) is the source of this 4437-nucleotide messenger RNA. RefSeq lists its product as uncharacterized. NCBI's taxonomy places the organism in Eukaryota, Metazoa, Arthropoda, Insecta, Lepidoptera, Noctuidae. The transcript is spliced from 7 exons. The record is from RefSeq and is a predicted model, not a curated record. Bases 1 to 942 code for a protein of 313 amino acids.